Porites evermanni is the source of this 271-nucleotide messenger RNA. The record is from the annotation of a GenBank genome assembly. Lineage: Eukaryota; Metazoa; Cnidaria; Anthozoa; Scleractinia; Poritidae.
AUGCGGUGCAUCAAAAAUUUUGUUCCCGUAACUACUCUGGAAACAGUUUAUAAGGGCUUAGUUCAGCCAUAUUUUGAGUACUGUUCCCCUUUGUGGGACACCUGCGGUAAGUUAUUGAAAGAUAAACUGCAACGAGUUUAGUCACGUGCUUCUAGAGUUCUUCAAAGGUGCCAGUCAUGAUACUCGCUCUGCAGACUUAAUUGACUCUGUUUCUUGGCAAACACUUGAUGAUCGACGGCGUUGUGCAAAGUCAAUUUUAAUGCAUAAUUAA